Messenger RNA from Cadophora gregata, 1563 nucleotides. RefSeq lists its product as uncharacterized. The transcript has 5 exons. Bases 1 to 1563 code for a protein of 520 amino acids. Lineage: Eukaryota; Fungi; Ascomycota; Leotiomycetes; Helotiales; Ploettnerulaceae. The record is from RefSeq and is a predicted model, not a curated record.
AUGGCUUCUGCAACAAAUGGCUCGAUAACUACUCAGCAGCAUCCACCUCAAGAGACCUUAGAGUCCCAGGUGGCUCCAGAAGUCAGGCCCACAAUCAAUUGGCGGGAUCGACUUCGCCGGGCUUUUACUUUCAGCCUCCAUGAACCGGAACCCGACGUACUCGAACAAUGGCUACUCGACCAGCUGCUCCGUGGCGAGGUGGACCCCGAUCAGCGAGGAUUCCGCGGGCUACUCGACCAACUGUUACAUGGCCAGGUAGACCACGAUCAGCGAGAGUUCCUCCGGAUUUAUAGGAGAUUGAAGCAGUCGCCUGGAGCAGACAUUGUAGAAAGCCUCACGCAUUACCAUGUCUUCUGUACACAUGCAUUGCCAGGCGUCAGCCAAGACAGUUAUGACAGUACUGCCACGCACAGCAUUGAAAACUCCACUAUCACGGUCUCCCAUGCUUUUGACGAAUUCUGCUCUAAAAUCCGACUUUACUCAGAUGCAUCACUCCGAAUCUGUGUGCUAUCGAUGAAGUUGCCUAGCUCGCUUCAUUCUGUACUCUUCAGUUUCGGAGACAAAAUGAUUCCCAACACUGAAAACUUGAACGCGUUGUACGACAUACCUUCUCGGUCAAUCCUUUCUCUCAUACAGAAAGAAUGGGAUCCUGAGAAGACUUGGAUCAAGCACUCGUUUGCUCGGAAGAUAUCUCCUUCUCCACAACCACGAGUACUACUGUCAAAAGUGAAACCCUCGUGUCGUUUCUCAUUAUUCAAUGAGAACCGCGAAAGCAGCACUGUCGAGUUUAACUUAGUGUCAAAUGCUCCCUCAUAUCAUAGCGACCUGUACGAAUAUAUCUGGCAACGACAGACUCAACGUCCGCCAAUCGAACGUGUGGUAUUCUCUACUAGCCCAUUCGAUUCCGUUGGAUCUAGGAGUGUUUUCAUUAGUAUUGAUUCGGACAAGGAGGCUCUCCAUGGUGAGCGUUGUGCCGAAAUCCUUCGUGCAUUUUCAGAGCAUUUCGCAGCAGUACUACCAGUACCCGCCGGCGAUCAAGCUCCGUGUAGUAUCGAGAGCGCCUACUUGGGUGCUCUCUUUGCUGUGCUCCUGAUACUCGCGGAAACCACCAAUGAUUUCAUUAAUUGCGUUGAUCAAAACAUUUCCACUCUGUGUUAUCGCGGAAGAAGUCACCCCUCGGGAAGUAAGUUGCACUACAUUUCGCACCUUCAAGAUAACCACAAAGUCGCUGUGUGCAGUAUUCACGAUGCACUCGAUUUACUGGCCGAAAUCCAGGGCCCUGUCGAGAGGUGCGACGAGAUGAAUGAGCUUCGCAUAGGACUUCCGCAGAUCAAGCGGGACUUAGAAUACCUGAGAGACAAUUUGGUUAUUGUCGAAGCUCAGAUAAUUGCAUUGCAAACGAUGAUGAGAGAAAAAAUCGAGCUUCGACAAAUCAGGCGGACAUAUAUCCUCACUGUCCUCGCGGCUGUCUAUCUCCCAUUCGCAUUCAUGACAGUAAGCUGUUUCUCCACUACGCAAAUUAUGGGCAUGACUAACCGAAAUUCUUGUCCUUCUAUGGCAUGA